AUGCACAAAUCCCAGAGAUUUUAUUGUGCCUUCCUUGUUUCCUUUUUUCCCUUUCUCCUGCUUAAAAAGAUGCUGAAAACUCCCAAAGAAAAAUUCUUUCCAUGUGAUCCCAUCGCUUUCCCUCUUGGCUGGAACUCUGGAUGUGGUUUUGGGUUCUGUGGUGGAGCUUUUUUCAUCCUUUUUUCUUUUUUUUUUUUCCAAAUCCCAAUUUUUUUUCACUUUUUAUUUCCAUCCCCGGGAGAGGCCUUGUGGAAUUCCAGACUGGCAGCAAAUCCCGAGGAAACCGGAGCGGGACAAAGGCUCGGGAGCCCGGCACAAGUUGGUGCAAGCAAAGAAAACCAGGGAAGAAAUUCCUUUUGCCGAGGUUUCCUGAGGAUCCAGGCUGACUUUCCUUGUUUCUCUUGGAUCCCAGCACGGGAGCUGCAGCCCGGCUGGAGAGCUGCAGCAGCUGAGGAGCAGCGAGGGAAGGAAAAUCCAGGGAUUCUGAGGGACCAGCUGCUCCCGAGGGAGGAUGAGCGCCGUGAUCCCGCUGCUGCUGCUGCUGAUUCCCGCCGGGAAUGCCGACUCCCAGCCGGAGCCGGCGCUGCCCAGGCGGCGCCUGGCGUGCGUGAGGUGCUGCGGGCCCUCGGAGCAGCCCGUCUCCAUCUUCUCCCAAAGAUCCGCCAGGAUGAGCGGCCAUCCCCAAUAUUCCCUGCCCAAAAUCCAGCCCACCAUCGACAUCACCAUCCUCAAAGGCGAGAAGGGCGAGAUGGGCGAGCGGGGAUUGCCGGGAGCGGCCGGGAAGGCGGGAGAGCGCGGAUCCCGCGGGCUGAGCGGCCGCAAGGGCCAGAAGGGCCAGGCUGGCCCCCAGGGCCACCCCUGCAAGCAGCUCUUCGCCGCCUUCUCCGUGGGCCGCCGCAAGGCCCUGCACAGCUCCGACUACUUCCAGCACGUCACCUUCGACACGGAGCUCGUCAACCUCUACCAGCACUUCAACAUGUUCUCCGGGAAGUUCUUCUGCUACAUGCCCGGGAUCUACUACUUCAGCCUCAACGUGCACACCUGGAAUUUCAAGGAGACCUACGUGCACCUGAUGAGGAACGAGCAGGCCGUGGCCAUCCUGUACGCCCAGCCCAGCGACAGGAGCAUCAUGCAGAGCCAGAGCCUGAUGCUGGAUCUGCAGGAAGGGGAUGAGGUUUGGGUCAGGAUGUUCAAGAGGGAGAGGGAAAACGCCAUUUACAGCGAGGAGUCGGAUCUUUACAUCGUCUUCAACGGGCACCUGAUCAAACCCGCCCUGGAGUAGGAGCUCCUCAGCUCCAGGGCCAAGCUUUGGGCCAUCCAGCAGUGCCUUCCCUCGAGAAGUGCACCUCGGAUUCCAUCUGGAAGCAGCCCUGGAAGAGUUGUUUCCCCACAUCUGUGUGGCUCCAAGCCGCACAAGAAUUCCAGAAGGUUCCCAGCUCCCUUUGUGGCCCCUCGGGAGCAUCCCUGCGGUUUGUCCAACUGACAGCAAAAAUCCCCCUUCUUUCCCUGCGUCUCCCAUUCCAUUUGGAAUAGUUGCAGCCCUUGGAAGGGUGGUUUUCCCACUCAUUCAUGGAUGGAGGGAACUGUUCCAACUGCACAAGAAUUCCAGAAGAUUCCCAGCUCCCUUUGUAGCCCCUCAGGAACAUCCCUGAAGAGCUGCCAAGGUAGCAGCAAAAAUUUCCCUUCUUUCCCUGCAUCUCCCAUUCCCUGUGGAACAGUUGCAGCCCUUGGAAGGGUGGUUUUCCACCCCAUGUGGACAAAGGUGGCUGCUCCACCUGCACAAAAAUUCCAGAAGGUUCCCUGGUCCCUGUAAGGACCCUCAGGAACAUCCCUGAAGAGUUUGCCAUGUUGACAGCAAAAAAUUCCGCCUUGCUCUGCAUCUCCUGUGCCCGUUGGAAUAUUUGAAGGGUGGGUUUCCACCCCUGUGUGGAUGGAAGGAGCUGUUCCACCUGCACAAAAAUUCCAGAAGAUUCCCAGCUCCCUGUGUAGCCCCUCAGGAACAUCCCCAAAAGUUUGCCAAGUUGGCAGCAGAAUUUCCCUCCUUUGCUGUGCUUUAGAUAAAGAAUUACAAUAAUUAGGAUAUUGUUACAAUUAAAUAAUUAUCCCUGAGGACCAGAGUGGGUGUCCAGGUGCUAAUUAAGGAAUUUUGUUAUUCCUGCAAAAAUCUCAGUGAAUUAGAGCCACCCCCCUCAGCAGAACCAAGCUGGCUCCUCUCAGGCAGGAAUUUUGGCAUUAAACUCAAUAUUUUGCACGGGAAUUAAUCCCAAAUUCCAGCUGGGUUCCAUUCUGUGCUGUAUCCCAUGGUUCCAGCAGAAUGGUGGAAUUAGAGGAGUAACAAACAGCAGAUGGAUCCAGGAAAGCUUUUCCAAGGAAACAGAGCUCGGUACAACCACAAGCUCCAGAGAAAAACUUCCUAGAACACCCAGCCUGCCUGGGAAUGGGCUUCCCAGCUGGACAAAAGGCUGGGAAUUUGGGAUUUGCCAAGCUGGGAUUGCAGGCUAUGCUCCCAUCUGGACAUUCCCAGUCUGGAGCACCAACAUUUCUGGGAAAUGGAGGAAAGGCUGGAAAGAAAUUGGUUUUUUUGGUUUUAUUUUUUGGGGGUUUUUUUUAGGGAUUUGGGGUUUUUCCUCAGAGAUUAGCGUCUUGGAGCACCAUCAUUUCUGGAAAAUGGAGGAAAAACAGGAAAGAAAAAUGAGUUUUUCUUCAAGCAGUGAUUUUUAGGGAUUUGGGGGUGUUUUUCCCAGAAAUUACCAUUUUAUGGCAUCAUCAUUUAUGGAAAGUGGAGGGAAAACUGGAAAGAAAAAGGAGCUUUUCUUCAAGCAGUGAUUUUUAGGGAUUUGUUUGGGUUUUUUUUUCCUAAAAAAUUAUGGAUGGAAGCAUGGUGCAUGCAGCAAAGCCCCAGCAUUUUAUCCCAUUCCUUCUUCUCCUUUCCCCAGGCUCUCGUUUGCUUCCCAAACCUUUUGUGCAAAGAAUCCAGGGAAAUUCUUGCCAGGAAAACGCUUUCCUGGGUCUCACCUUCCCCAGCUUUGGGAAAAGUAGCUGAAAUAAAGAUUUUGCUUUCAGUA
Molecule: messenger RNA, 3065 nt
Organism: Haemorhous mexicanus (house finch)
Lineage: Eukaryota; Metazoa; Chordata; Aves; Passeriformes; Fringillidae
Gene: C1QTNF8
Product: C1q and TNF related 8
Exons: 3
Coding region: 512-1282 (256 amino acids)
Molecular function (GO): protein binding
Source: RefSeq, a predicted model, not a curated record